Messenger RNA from Staurois parvus, 1566 nucleotides. NCBI's taxonomy places the organism in Eukaryota, Metazoa, Chordata, Amphibia, Anura, Ranidae. The record is from the annotation of a GenBank genome assembly.
CCAACUAUGCCGCCUUCUGUGCCUUAUGUGGAGAUAAUUGAGCAGCCAAAGCAGCGAGGCAUGCGGUUUCGCUAUAAGUGCGAGGGGCGUUCUGCUGGAAGCAUUCCAGGAGAGCGGAGUACGGAUACUACUAAGACUCAUCCCACUAUAAAGGUACACAAUUAUCAAGGACCAGCCCGUAUAAGGAUAUCCUUGGUAACUAAGGAUGCCCCUCAUAAACCACAUCCCCAUGAACUGGUUGGAAAGGAUUGCAAAGAUGGAUAUUAUGAGGCUGACUUGUCAUUAGAUCGCAAUAUUCACAGUUUCCAGAAUUUGGGCAUUCAGUGUGUUAAAAAGAGAGAAGUUGAGGAAGCCAUUGCCCAACGAGUACGGACGAAUAAUAAUCCCUUCAAUGUACCUAUAGAAGAUCUUAAAUCUGACUUUGACCUGAAUACAGUGUGCCUUUGCUUCCAAGUGUACAUUCGUGACCCAAAUGGAGGCCUGCUUCCUUUGCAGUUUGUGGUUUCUCAUCCUAUAUAUGACAACCGAGCUCCGAACACUGCUGAGUUGAAGAUUUGCCGUGUUAACAAGAAUUCUGGUUCCUGUUUAGGAGGAGAUGAAAUAUUUUUACUCUGUGAUAAAGUGCAAAAAGAUAUCGAAGUGGUGUUUGCAGUAGGUAACUGGGAGGCACGGGGGUCAUUUUCCCAAGCAGACGUACACAGACAAGUGGCUAUAGUUUUUAAAACUCCACCUUACCAUGAUCCAGGAAUACGUCAACCUGUAAAGGUCCAAAUGCAGCUAAGGAGGCCAUCUGAUAAGGAGGUUAGCGAGCCUAUGGAAUUUCAAUAUCUGCCAGAUGAAGUAGAUUUUCAUCACAUUGAAGAGAAAAGAAAGCGAACAUUAGAAAGCUUCAAGCAAAUUGUGAAAAGGAAUCCGUUUGCAGGAAAUGAAACAAAACACCAGCGCAGGAUUGCUAUACCGACCCGCAGCAUUCCGAAACCAGAACCUGCACCAACUCCUAUUCUUCAAAGUUCUCAGAUGUCGGUACCAAUCCUUUCUUCUGUCACGUCAUAUGUGGUAAAACCUGAUGUUGGAGAUUCAAUGUCCACACUUCUCUCUACUGUGAAUAUUAAUGACUUUGCCAGUAUUGGAUUUUCCCCUAUGCCUCUGGUGCAACAGCCUCCACCACCACCAACUGAAGAGCGUAUAGAUUUGGACUAUCCUUCUUUUACAGAUGAUGCAAACCUUGAUUUAGUAAACAUGCUGCAAAAUGACCCUGACAGCCAUUGUGGCAGCCUAAGUUCUAUUGACAAUAGUGAUUUUGGCCAGCUUCUCAGUCAAUCCCAGUCUUCAGGUUCUCUUUCACAGGCCCUGCAUGAACCUGGGCCUAAUUCGAGUACCCUCAUGGCUUAUCCGGAAUCAAUUGCUCGGCUCAUGGCUUCUGGAUCUACUGAGGGGGCUGGUGGAGAGGAAAGCUCUGAAAGACUUGACAGCACCUUAAUGAAUGGGAUUUUUGACAUGCAACAAGGAGAAAGUUUAACCUCAAUUAUAGAUAUUGACUUUUCAUCUUUCUUGGGUAUGAAAUGA